This is a messenger RNA of Thamnophis sirtalis, 1407 nucleotides long. The record is from RefSeq and is a predicted model, not a curated record. Lineage: Eukaryota; Metazoa; Chordata; Lepidosauria; Squamata; Natricidae.
GCGUGGCCGGCAAAUCGGGGCAAGGAGGGAGCGCCGGCUGAGAGGAGAGGCGGCGGCUCUUCCCGCGGGCAGAGGGCGGGCUGCCUGGACGGAAGGAAGGCAAAACAAGGCAGGCGCGGGGCUUCACCGGGGAAGAAGGGAGCAACAGCGAUGGAGGAGCAGAGGCGUGUGGUAAUCAAAGAAGAAGAGAGAACCGAGAGUGGGGGAAGAGAGCCUUUCAUUGUCCAAGUCAGGACCAUUGGGGACUCUUUGACCGGGGCUGGCCCAUCCCACAUUAAGAUGGAGUCACAGGAGGAAAUCCACCAACGCUGGGAUUUUCAAUGGCAGGAAUUCUUGAAAAGAGUGGCAGCGCUCCCCGCCGCUCUGCCUCCCUUGGACGACGAUGCCAGGGGUUUCCAGGUCCCCUGGGGGAGAAUUAAGGAAAAUCCUCCCGGGGAGAGUUCUGGGGAAGCCAGAGGGGAAUCCGUGCUCCAAAAGGAUCCGAACAUCAGUGGGAAAGCUUGGAUGGACAGGGAGAAGCUGGAUUUCUGCAUGAAGGUGAAGGUGGAAGAGUCCCUAGAGGAAGUUGACCUGGGGAGCCAGUGGCCCCUGCAGCUCAGGCAGUUCGGUCCGCAGGAUGCUGAGCAGCACCAGGAGAUACCUUCCAAGAGAAAACACCCUGUUUCAGCUGAAGCGAGUAGCAAGAAGCAAAGGAAAGCCAUCGAUCUCAAUUUGAAGAUGAAGAUCAUCAAAGCGUACGAGGCCGGGAAGAAGGUGACUAAAAUAGCGCGAGAGGUAGGCCUGGCCCACUCCACCAUCUCCACCAUUUUGAAGGAUAAAGCGAGGAUCAGAGAGGCGCUAAAAGGAGCAGCUGGCAUGAACACAAGUAUAACAAGGCAACGAAAAGGCCUCAUCCACGAAAUGGAGAAACUCCUCAUCCUCUGGAUUGAAGAUCGGAUACAGAAGAGGCUGCCGGUGAGCCUCCUCCUCAUUCAGAAUAAAGCGCGCAGCAUUUUCUUAAUGCUGAAGGAACAAACGGGCGAGGAGUGCACCGAAAUAUUCACAGCCAGCCACGGCUGGUUUAUGCGAUUCCAGCAAAGAUUUCAUUACCAGAAAACGCACCCGUCAGGUGAUGCAGUGAGGGCCGACGAAGAAGCUGCCAGACACUUUCUGAAUGAACUCGAUGGGAUCAUAGCGGAAGGGAACUAUUUCGCGGAACAGAUAUUCAGAGUGGACGAAACUGGGUUGUAUUGGAAAAGAAUGCCGGAGCGGACCUACAUACACAGAGAAGCCCAAGCAAUGCCUGGGUGCAAAGCAUUCAAGGACAGAGUAACCUUACUCUUGGGUGGAAACGUCGCCGGAUUCAAGCUGACGCCAUUCCUGAUCCUUAAAUCAGAUCACGCCUCUCACGCCAUUCCUGAUCCUUAA